This is a messenger RNA of Frieseomelitta varia, 624 nucleotides long. Its product is annotated as cytochrome b5-like. The transcript is spliced from 3 exons. The record is from RefSeq and is a predicted model, not a curated record. Lineage: Eukaryota; Metazoa; Arthropoda; Insecta; Hymenoptera; Apidae. Gene Ontology annotation, cellular component: intracellular membrane-bounded organelle; membrane. Gene Ontology annotation, molecular function: heme binding. The coding region runs from base 151 to 558 and encodes 135 amino acids.
AUGCCAAUUCAGUUGGUUCCUAACUUCGACAACAAUCACUUCGAAUAUAUAUACGUCACAGGAAAAAAAUCAAAGUUGUGAAUCGCAUUGCUUGAAAACUUUCUUUCGCAGAUAUCAAAAGCUACUAAUAAGAUACAUAAAACGUGGAAAAUGUCGAAGACUUAUUCAGAGGAGGAGGUGGCGAAACACAAUAACGCUGCGGAUUUAUGGAUCGUGUACAAGGACGGCGUGUACGACAUCACGAAAUUUUUAAAGGAACAUCCAGGUGGCGAGGAAAUAUUGUUGGAUUUAGCUGGGAAAGACUCGACAAAAUGCUUCGACGACAUUGGACACUCCACAGAGGCUAUACAUCUUCGCGAAACCUAUAAAAUCGGAACGGUGGUGGGUGAUCUUUCCGGAACAAAAACGUUAACAGCAGGCGUGCAAGACACGAGAAUAGACGACGACAAAUGGGAAUAUGAGCCACCGAAGUACGAACGGUCACCGUGGCUUCCGGUGACGAUCGCAGUUGGUGUCGUCGUUUACGCAUCCAUAUUUUAUUACUUUUGGUACUCGUAAGGGGAGCAGAAUUAGGACAAAUGUCAGAUACUGACCAAUAAAACGUUCAUUCGUUCAUGAAAAUUA